CGGCGGUUGCGUUUAAAGGAGCGAGCGCUGAGGGAGCCCGCCCGGGAGGAACCGCUGAGGAGAGAACCCGCAAAAAAUAACCCCCAAUAAAUAACCCGCAAUAAGAACCAACCCGCUGGGGAGAGAACCCGCAAUAAAUAACUCGCAGUGGAGAGAUUCCGCCAUAAGAGAACUGCUGAGGAGAGAACCACAGAACCACAAAUGGCUCCUGCUAAGAAAAAGGGCAGCUCCAUUGCCCGCCGCCGCAAAAUGGAGGCGUUCCUCCAAGACUUCGACAGAGAAGUGGAGCGGCGGCUGAAGCAGAUCGAGGCGGACGGGGAGCGCAUGGUGCAAGAAGUGGAGCACAUGUACGACUUGGCCAUCCUGCGGAUGCCGCCCGAGAUCCGCGAGAUGAACUGGCUGGAGUUCUUCGCUCUAGCAAGAGGUGAAAACACGCCGGAGGGUGUGGCUAAGGCAGACAUGGAAAUAACAAAAAUCUGCAGGCUGAGCACAGACAUCAUCAAUCCCCUGUUGGAUGUUGCUGAAAAGGUGAGUAAAAUCAAAAGGAGUGUUGAAGCUGAUGAGGAAGCAGAGCCUCCAUCAGUUCCACAGCAGAAAAGAUCUCGACUUGCCAGCCAGCGUCCUUCAGAGGCUGAGAGUGGGGAUGCAAGGACUGCCAAGGUGAAGGCAUCCGUCAAAAAACCACCCGUGGCCAGAAGACCCCCCUCAGCGAGAGUGAAGGGCAUGAGCAAGAGAUCAAGCAAAAACAACUUCAUCACUCCAGCUUCUGGCAGAAUGGUUGAUAUGUGUGCUCGGGGAGGCACCUCCAUGGUUACACCCAGAUUUGAUCCCAGGGUGUUCAAGACGCCGGGGCUGCGCACUCCGGCCAUCAACGAGCGCGUUUACACCUUCUCUGCCAAGGGGAGCCCCCUGGCCGAGCCCGAGGACGUCAUCCUCACCCUGCCCCUCGGUGGGGGAGAGAGCAUACGUUUGACAGAAAAAGAUUUGACCAAGAAGAAUUUUCUUCAGCUGAACCCCAAGGCCCAAGGGCUCAUGCAGAAGCUGUCAGUUUGUCUCACACAGGCUUGCAAUGAGGCAAAAAUACCCCAAGAUGGAAGUCAGUGAGCAAGACAUCCCUCUGUAGUUCUUGUUUUAAUUUGUAUAUUCCUUUUAUUGAUAUACAGAAUGGAAGCUAAAAACUAGUUAUUUUACCUAUGAUAAGUAAUGGGAGAAAAAUAAAUAGAACUUUGGAGAGAAAUAUGUGCCCCGAGUUUCCACAAGAACCUUUUACACCUGCUGUGCUUGAACAGGGCCAUUCCACCCUGUCCCAUGGCUCAGGGAGUGACAGUGGCUCUGCAAGGUGGGACAGAGCUGCCUACAGGGACCCAAGUGACAAAUCACCAGUGACAUUGUUGAGGGGAGCAGGCACAGGCAGUGAUGGGGCUGUAAUGAAUUAAGUGCUGUUCAAAUUG
This is a messenger RNA of Camarhynchus parvulus, 1451 nucleotides long. RefSeq names its product cell division cycle associated 8 (gene CDCA8). The record is from RefSeq and is a predicted model, not a curated record. Gene Ontology annotation, biological process: mitotic sister chromatid segregation. The transcript is spliced from 10 exons. Lineage: Eukaryota; Metazoa; Chordata; Aves; Passeriformes; Thraupidae. Gene Ontology annotation, cellular component: chromosome passenger complex; spindle midzone; chromosome, centromeric region. The coding region runs from base 202 to 1104 and encodes 300 amino acids.